This is a messenger RNA of Oxyura jamaicensis (ruddy duck), 980 nucleotides long. RefSeq names its product peroxisomal biogenesis factor 11 beta (gene PEX11B). Lineage: Eukaryota; Metazoa; Chordata; Aves; Anseriformes; Anatidae. The record is from RefSeq and is a predicted model, not a curated record. The transcript is spliced from 4 exons. Gene Ontology annotation, cellular component: peroxisomal membrane. Bases 63 to 809 code for a protein of 248 amino acids. Gene Ontology annotation, biological process: peroxisome fission; regulation of peroxisome size.
UUGUCCCUCGGCGGCUCCCGUCGCGGACCCGGAAGUGGCGGCGGCGGCGGCGGGGCCCGGCCAUGGAGCCCUGGGUGCGCUUCAGCGCCCAGAGCCAGGCCCGGGAGCGGCUCCUCAGGGCGGCUCAGUACGGCUGCGCCCUGGCGGGGGCCGCGCUGCGGAGGAACGGGGCGAGCGCCGAGGCGGUGACCCGCGUCCGGCAGCUGGAGGCUCACCUCAGCCUGGGCCGCAAGCUGCUGCGCCUGGGCGGCUCGGCCGACGCGCUGGAGGCGGCGAAGCGAGCCAUCCACCUGUCGGACGCCGUGCUGCGCUUCUGCCUCACCCUCGGCCACCUCAACCGCGCCGUCUACCUGGCCUGCGACAACGUCCUCUGGGCCGCCAAGGCGGGCUUGGCCCCCAGCGUGGACCAGGAGAAGUGGAGCCAGAGGUCCUUCAGGUACUAUCUCUUCGCCCUGAUCGUCAACCUGAGCCGGGACGCCUACGAGAUCCGGGUGCUGAUGGAGCGCGAGGCGGGCGGCGGGCGGGCGAAAGGCUCCGAGGCCGGGCGGCAGCAGCGGCGCCACGCCGAGCCCGGGCUCCAGCAGCUGGGGCUGAGGCUCCAGCUCGAGCUGCGGCUGCUCCUCCGCGUCCUCCGGAGCAACCCCCCGCUGCUGCUGGACGUGCUGAAGAACGCCUGCGACCUCUUCAUCCCCCUGGACAAGCUGGGGCUCUACAGGAGCAGCCCGGCCUUCGUGGGGCUGUGCGGCCUCGCCUCCUCCGUCCUCUCCAUCCUCACCAUCCUGCACCCCUGGCUCAAGCUGAAGCCGUAGCCGCGCUCGGGGCCCUGCCGCUGGAGCUCCUCGGCUCCAAACCGGCAGAGAUCCGGGGGACGUUUUGGGGGUGCUGGGGUCCGGCCGCGCGUUCGCCGAGGGGCGGAACGGCUCGGGGCAGGCUGAAGGAGCUCACGCGGCGCCCGAGUGCCCGGGGACCCGCUGCUGCCG